Molecule: messenger RNA, 1491 nt
Organism: Penicillium daleae
Lineage: Eukaryota; Fungi; Ascomycota; Eurotiomycetes; Eurotiales; Aspergillaceae
Exons: 2
Coding region: 1-1491 (496 amino acids)
Molecular function (GO): protein binding
Source: RefSeq, a predicted model, not a curated record
AUGGUAUCCUCCGCCCAGAUAGACGAUCUCGCAAAUGCCAUCGUCGCUCGAUUUCUACGGACAAAUGCCUACUCCGAGACUUUGCAAGCUUUUAUUCGCGAGGCGGGUCUUCCCCCGGACGCGGGGCAGGCUUCUGGCGAUAACACUCACAACUUGACGAUCCAAAGCUUGCUGGAAGAAAAGAGGGCGUAUGACCACAGUGUCAACUUUGAGCGACUUGGAAAUGAAAGCGGAGAAAUUUCCUUUUGGCAGCUUCCGGCACCGUCCAAACCGACUAUUAUUUCUACCCCAACAUCAUCAAACCUACUGGCAGCGUCAGUAGAGUAUUGGUAUAGCCCUGGCCAUGACCCUGCAUCAGCACGGCCAUGCAUUUUUUCCACGGGUGCCGACAAGCAGAUGCAUGUGCUUGAGACUGUAUCCCAAAAUGAAGCCAUCACUUCAUUCUCGGGCCUGUCUGACUCGCCUGUACUCUCAUUCGCGCCAAUUCUCCGAGGCCGAUACAUUCUGAUGACCAAUAUGUCGGGGCAUCUGCUCCUCCAGCGAGGCGCGAGGAUCUUGCAAAGCAGGAAAGACUACGCAAAGUACGCCGUCAAGGUCGUUGUACACGAGGAAGCGGACGAUGCGGGUCUUGAAACGACCUUCUGGGUUGCUACCGCUGGUUGGGACGCGACUGUCUUGUUAUACCGACUCACUAUCUACCAUGGGAGCCAGGUUCCAGCACCUAUGCUUAAUGCCCCCGUUGCACGCAUCAAAUUGACUACAAACCCGGAGUCUGUGCUAUUUGUACGCCACGUCGACACGGGCGAGCUGCUACUCCUUGUUUCACGCCGCGACUCGAGUUCUAUCUAUUAUUACAAGGUGGACACAAGCCUGGAGAAUGGCCCAUAUCACACGGAAGGCGACAAUGUUCCAAGCUCACCACCUGAAUGUCGUCUCCUUGGGCAGCAGAACCUGGCGCCUCACUCUAAUGCCUGGGUGGCUUUCUCACCGUCUCACAUGGCUCUCAGCCCUCUCGACCCAGGUCUACUUGCUGUGGCGACAUCCUCAGAACCACACAUGAAGGUGAUCAUCGUGCGCCUACUUUUCCCGUCGACCGCUUCCUCCGAUGAGUCCAAUCCGUCUGCUUCGGAUGCGGCCGUUACGCAAGCGUCACAGGCCAUGGAAGCACUGGCCUUGCAGAACCGGGAAGACGCUGCGAUCCUGAUACAGGCGAAUACAUUUGCUCCUCAGACAUCUUAUUCGACGCCGCAGGUGGCUUGGCGGCCUGAUGGGUCUGGUGUCUGGGUGAAUGGGGAUGAUGGUGUGGUGAGAGGUAUCGAGAUUAAGACUGGGAACGUGGUUGCCAUGUUGAAAGAAGGCCAUGAACCCGGGUGUAAGGUGCGGACUAUCUGGGCCGGAUACGUUGAUGUGCGCAACGACGGCAAAGAUGUGAGGGAGGAAUGGGUGAUUAGUGGUGGAUUUGAUAAACGGUUGAUUGUAUGGAAAGUAUGA